Messenger RNA from Thalassophryne amazonica, 1562 nucleotides. It is a transcript of the gene map6d1, whose product is annotated as MAP6 domain containing 1. NCBI's taxonomy places the organism in Eukaryota, Metazoa, Chordata, Actinopteri, Batrachoidiformes, Batrachoididae. The coding region runs from base 101 to 946 and encodes 281 amino acids. Gene Ontology annotation, cellular component: Golgi-associated vesicle; cis-Golgi network; microtubule. Gene Ontology annotation, biological process: regulation of microtubule cytoskeleton organization; cytoskeleton-dependent intracellular transport; microtubule cytoskeleton organization. Gene Ontology annotation, molecular function: microtubule binding; calmodulin binding. The transcript is spliced from 5 exons. The record is from RefSeq and is a predicted model, not a curated record.
UCAGUGAGGCUCGUCUUCAGACCGGUUCGGCUCAGCUCCUCCUCCUGGACUCCUGGACGCUGUUUUCUCCUCCUUCAUUGCUGUCUCCUGCUCUCUCCACAUGGCUUGGCCGUGCAUCAGCAGAGUGUGCUGUCUGGCUCGCUUCUGGAACCAGUUCGACAAAUCGGACCUCUCGGUCCCGCUGACUAUCCAGAACUACUCGGACAUCUCGGAGCAGGAGGUGAGGUCCGUCACCAAGCAGGUCACCUCCUCCUCAGAAGGAGCACCUGGGAAUUACUCCUCGAACCCAAACCUGCGGACCGGCGGCUCUCCUCCUUCUCCUCCUGCGCCCGGUGAUGGCCCGGGCACCCGGGGGUCUGUCCGGGGCCGGAGAGAGAGCCAUUAUAAACCCCGGGAGGACUCCCAGCCGCCCGGGGUGCCUUUCCCCGGUGUCACCCAGUACAAGCAGGAUUUCAAACCUUGGCCCAUUCCCAGGAAGGAGAACUUCCCGUGGAUUAAUAACGGAGGGGGCAGAGGACAAAGUGUUUCGGACAUUCCGGGUCACAAUGUCAUCCACGGACAGCCGGGGGUCAGGGAUCAGAGGUGGGGAGGACAGCAGGGGACCGGGGACGGCAAAACCAGCUCCUACAGACAAGCGUAUCAACCAUGGACAGGAGCAAGACCAGCUAAAAGUGGAAGAAAAAAUGUUCCAACUCAGCAUACCAGUCCAGGUACAGAGGCCACCCACAUUCCUCCUGAAACAAGCUACCAGGCUGCCUACAGCGGAGAGAUCCACAGAUCUGUAGAUGUACACCACGGCGAGCAGAUGAUUCCCUCCACCCCUAAUGUACACCCUGCCUUGGUCCCCCAAUCUGUCCCAGCUUCCCUGCAAGCCAGCGGCUCCUACAGCACCAACCUCCAGGUAAGCAUCCACUGGAGUGGACUAAGGAUCAGGAACAGCUGGUGAGGACGAAGCUCACACCAAACCCUUCUGCUGUUUUUCAAAGUGGACCACGAGUCUUCAACAUCUGACAGCUGCGUUCUGUUCGAGUUGUUUCAGUGGUAGGAGUGAUCGGGAGCUUGGUGGGACAGAGAGGUGUCAGUCCAUUCCCCAACACAAGAAUCUAUGCAAAGGAGCUCGUUGCUCUGUCUGUCCAAUGGGCAGGUCUGUGGAGCUGCAGUAUUGGAUCCCGUGCUGACAGAACAACAAUAAUCCUGUGUGGAUGCUCUCCUCUACUGCUUUUUCUCCAAAUGGUGAUCGGAAUGAAUAUGCAUGAAACUCACUAGUUCUAUUUGUUUUUGUAGUUUCAGAACCACUAGAACCACUGUUCCAUGUGACUCCGUCAGCACCGGCUGGUUUGUCCUUUGUUAUUCUCCUCCGGCUCAGUCCGUUAUUUGGUUUGUUUUCUAUAAGCAAAUAUGGUGUUGCUCGAUUUAUUGACCGAAAAGCGAAACAGGCUUUCUUCCCUCAGUAUUUGCUUACGCUGUUGAAAGUUUUCAUGCUUUUAUUUGUACGUUAAAAAUAAAGAGCAACUGUAUAAUUGACACAAAACUACAAUAAAAUGGCAGUAGGAUCUUAACAC